Molecule: messenger RNA, 549 nt
Organism: Blepharisma stoltei
Lineage: Eukaryota; Ciliophora; Heterotrichea; Heterotrichida; Blepharismidae
Source: the annotation of a GenBank genome assembly
AUGGCAAAAGGAACUGAAAACCUUAUUAAGCGAAGCAUGAUUGACCAGAACCGGAAGCUCACAAAAAUAGAGUCAUGCUGCUUUAUAGUCUAUUUCAUUUUGGUUACCACAUUUGUAUCAAUCGUGAUAUCUACUGUUGCAACAAUUUUGAUUACAGUAGCCUAUGUCUUCCCAAACUUAAUUACAGGAGUAAUCGGACUUUAUGGAGCUCUGAAAUCACAUGUCAAAGUCAUGAAAGUUUAUCUGGGAUUUAUUAUUGGGUUGGUUUGUCUUAAUAUAGCAUCAAUAAUUUUAUCGAUUAUUUUCGUGUGUCUUUUGGCAGCUAAUUAUGGAGAUGAGAAAUGCAGCUCGACGAUUGAUGAGAAUUGCAGCUUUACGGACGUCAUUAUUAUUGUGCUCAUGGUCAUGCUGUGCUUAAAUGUGGUUAUUUCAGUAUGCUUGCUGUUUUUAUGCUAUGUGUCGUAUCAUCACGGAAAGGAACUAAAUAGCACUUUUAUGUCAAUGGAGAAAAGAGAAACUGACACAAAAGGAGAUGAGCUCGGAUAUUAA